AUGUCGCCCUCACAAGAAGCAAAAGUAGCUGUUUACUGGCUUGAGCACUCCCGUGCCCAGCGAAUUGUGUGGCUUUUGGAGGAACUGAAGCUUUCCUACGAACUGCAUAUCUUCAAGCGUCAAAAGAAUAUGCAGGCAGAUCCGAAACUAAAAGAAAUCCAUGCCUUAGGAAAGUCGCCAGUAGUUAUAGUUGAAAAGGAGGGCGCUCCGCAGCCACUGGUAUUGGCCGAAUCGGGGUUCAUCGUGGAAUAUCUCAUUGAAAAUUUUGGGGACAGUGCCACGAUCCAAAGCUACGAGCCGUCCAAAUCAGAUCAACAAGAGUCAGAGUCUUGGAGGAAACAGCGAUAUUUUAUGCAUUAUGUCGAAGGCAGCUUUAUGCCGUUUCUUCAUAUCGAGGCAGUUGUUAGCAACAUCCGCAACGCCCCAGUACCUUUCUUUAUCAAACCUGUGACAAAAAUGAUCUCUGACAGGGUCCACCAGGGCUACCUUGAUCAUAACUUGCAAACUCACUUACGUUUCUUGGAAACUGAAAUCGGAGAGAACCAAUACCUCUGCGGCGACAAGCUCUCUGGGCCCGAUUUUCUAAUCCUCUAUCCACUGCAGGUUCUGGACGUAACCGGUCUUCUAAACAAGAAGGAUUAUCCGAAUUUGAUGGACUAUCUUCUGCGCUUGCAAAACCGUGACGCAUAUCAAAGAGCUGUCGCCAAAAUUGAAACGGCGGGAGCCAGCGUUGGGCCAUUGCCAAGAAUGUGA
Messenger RNA from Ophidiomyces ophidiicola, 753 nucleotides. It is a transcript of the gene GTT1, whose product is annotated as bifunctional glutathione transferase/peroxidase. The transcript is spliced from 3 exons. The coding region runs from base 1 to 753 and encodes 250 amino acids. The record is from RefSeq and is a predicted model, not a curated record. NCBI's taxonomy places the organism in Eukaryota, Fungi, Ascomycota, Eurotiomycetes, Onygenales, Onygenaceae.